AUGCAAUUAUCCAGUAAUAGUGACAAGAAGCUUACUCCAAUUCAGAAAUUUUAUGAUGGUCAAAGUAUAUUGAUAACUGGUGGAACAGGGUUUUUGGGCAAGUUAUUAAUCGAAAAAUUGUUAAGGAGUUGUCCUACCAUCAUGUGCAUUUAUAUUUUGAUACGUCCGAAAAAAGGAAAAGACGUACUUCAACGCAAAAAUGAAUUAUUUAAAAAAUAUACAACUUUUUCUAUGCUCACUUUUCAGGUAUUUUCCAAACUACGAGAAGACCAAUCAAAAUUUCAAGAUAAAAUCAUUUGCAUUACUGGAGAUUGUAAUUUGCCAAAUCUCGGUAUCACAACUUUAGAUAGAAAUACUCUUAUAAAUAAGAUUUCUAUUAUUUUUCAUGUUGCAGCCACAAUUAGAUUUAACGAAAAUAUAAAAUUAGCUACAAAAUUAAACGUGCAAAGUUUGAAAAGUAUGAUUAGCUUAUCAAAGGAAAUGCCAAAGUUAAUAAGUUUUGUUCAUAUAUCCACGCUUUAUUCCCAAUGUAUUUACAAUCCGGUUGAAGAGACAUUUUAUGAAGCACCGAUGGACGAAGAUAAAUUGAUCAAUUUGGUUGAUAAUUUAAAUGAAGAAUUACUGAAUUAUAUUACACCAAAAUUACUUGGAUCAUGGCCGAAUACAUAUGUAUACACGAAAUCAAUUGCUGAAAAUAUAAUAAGGAAACAAGCUGGUUUGCUACCGAUCGGAAUAUUUCGUCCAGCAAUUGUUGUAUCAACGUAUCGAGAACCAGUUCCGGGAUGGGUUGAUAAUUUUAACGGUCCAAUGGGAAUAUUCGCAAGUGCUGCAAGUGGUUUAUUACGAACUCAUAAUUGCGAUGGAUCUGUAAAACCAUCGAUAGUACCAGUAGAUUUGACAGCAAAUGCAUUAAUAGUCAGCGCUUGGGACAUAGCAAAUAAUCGAAGAUCCAAACAAGAUAUUCCCAUAUAUAAUUAUACAUCUGAUGACAAUCCUAUAACUUACAAAGAAUUGAUAGACAAGACGUUAAAUUACACAUCAUUAACACCAUUUAAAAAUGCUAUUUGGUAUUGUAACUUUAGCAUUACAAAGUAUCGACUGCUCCAUCUUUUCUACGUAUAUUUUUUACAUUUAUUACCAGCUUUCAUAAUCGAUACUGUACUGUUAUGUUCAUUUAAAAAACCAUGGUUGUUAAAAAUAUAUGGAAAAUUAAAUGAAAUGGUGCACUUACUUAGUUACUUUUCUUUAAAAGAAUGGAAAUAUCCAAAUGAAAGAUGGAAAGAAGCAUUCAAUAAAUUAAAAAACGAAGAUCGAGAAUUGUUUUAUUGCGAUAUGAAAGAUGUUGUUUGGGAUACCUUUUUCAGAACUUAUUUAUUAGGUAUAAGAAUAUACCUCUUAAAUGAUCCCAUAGAAACUAUACCACAAGCUCGUAAAAAGUGGAAAAGGUAUUUAUCAUUUUUUUUUUAUCUUUUAUCUAUAAAAGCAAUAUGUGUUACUGGAAUUUAUAAACAGAACAGUUCAUUACCACAAAUAACCAAAUCCCGCCAGUGUUCCCGUCUCUGA
Polistes dominula (European paper wasp) is the source of this 1563-nucleotide messenger RNA. RefSeq names its product fatty acyl-CoA reductase wat. NCBI's taxonomy places the organism in Eukaryota, Metazoa, Arthropoda, Insecta, Hymenoptera, Vespidae. Gene Ontology annotation, biological process: long-chain fatty-acyl-CoA metabolic process. The record is from RefSeq and is a predicted model, not a curated record. Gene Ontology annotation, cellular component: peroxisome. Gene Ontology annotation, molecular function: alcohol-forming very long-chain fatty acyl-CoA reductase (NADP+) activity.